AUGGAGAUGCCUUUCCUUUCAGGCUUCACAACCACCAGGCCGAAAUCGGAUUCAAGUCGCGAUUCCGAACAUCCGGAUCAUGAAUCUACAAACAAUCUUCAUCAUCAGGGUUCGUCACUCGACAGGAUCGUCCUGAUCAACCCGGUGACGCAAGGAAUGGUGGUGAUUGGAGGUGGCGCUACUAGGUUUCGAAUCCUUGAUGAACGAUCUGAUGAGGAAGGACGGCCAGCCACCAACGCCUCAAACGUUGAUCAACGCCAUGCCGAUUGUGGAGAUAAAAGUCGGCAAUGGAAGCCAGCUCCGACCUUCCUCUUCGAGAUUAUGAACGAUGGCGAUGAUGAACUUUGGUACAAAGAAGAUUGUUGA
Molecule: messenger RNA, 366 nt
Organism: Lactuca saligna
Lineage: Eukaryota; Viridiplantae; Streptophyta; Magnoliopsida; Asterales; Asteraceae
Source: the annotation of a GenBank genome assembly